This is a messenger RNA of Olea europaea var. sylvestris, 1304 nucleotides long. RefSeq lists its product as uncharacterized. Bases 54 to 1037 code for a protein of 327 amino acids. The transcript is spliced from 2 exons. The record is from RefSeq and is a predicted model, not a curated record. Lineage: Eukaryota; Viridiplantae; Streptophyta; Magnoliopsida; Lamiales; Oleaceae. Gene Ontology annotation, cellular component: membrane.
GGAAUACUUUAUUACACGUGGGCCACCUCCAUGUGAAGGUUGUGUGCGUACCCAUGGCAUUUCCCUUGCAAAUAUGGGCAACUGACUGGGUCAAUGUCAAAUUUCCCCUCCUCAGUCGUUUGCGGAGUCGAGCAAACUCCAUUUCUUCAUCUCAUUCUCGCUGGAGAAAUUGCUAUCUGAAUUGUGUCUGCGAAUCCAAAGAGUUUCAAACUCACACGAAAAGAGGGAUAAAAAUAAAGAUAAAGAGAAGAAGAGAAAUGGGUAGAAGAUGGGGCUUGGUGGUUGUGGUGGUUGCAGUAUUGGGUGUGGUUAUGAUGAGGACUCGGUUGGGGAAUCAGCUGGGUUGGGACAGAAGCAAACACUCGGCCCUGAUGAAAUGGUUGAGUGACAUGACCGAUCGACUGGGUUACUGGGCUAUCCCUGCAUACGUCGGAGUCCACACUCUGACAUUGGCGCUUUGCCUGCCAUACGCCGUCUUCUUCGAGGCCGGGGCUUCCGUGCUGUUCGGAUUUUUGCCCGCACUGCUAUGCGUCUUCUCUGCCAAGAUUCUUGGGGCCUCCCUCUCCUUUUGGAUCGGCAGGCUUAUCUUCAGAAGUUCUAGCUCUGCAGCGAAAUGGACUCAGAGAAAUAAGUACUUUCACCUGCUUUCCAAGGGAGUGGAGCGAGAUGGAUGGAGAUUUGUUCUUCUUGCCCGUUUCUCACCUGUGCCAUCCUACGUAAUUAACUAUGCAUUGGCUGCAACAGAGGUUUCGUUUCUUGUGGAUUUUUUGCUUCCAACAGCAAUUGGCUGCCUACCCAUGAUCUUGCAAAAUACUUCUAUUGGCAGCCUUGCAAGUACUGCUGUAGCUUCAGCGUCUGGCUCACAGAGAUCCCAGAUCUGGUCAUAUGUCUUUCCUCUUCUUGGGAUCUUAUCAAGCAUUCUCAUCUCUUUGAGAAUAAAAAAAUAUUCAACUGGUAUCACUGCUUCUGAAAACUCUACUUCUGAGGACAUGCAUGGCAUUACUAAUGAUGUGGAUUCAACUAAAAAGUUGUCCUAAAGAAGAAGGGAAAAAGGUGACGUCAACUUAAGGUCAUAGAAAACUAACUGUAGUCCAUGAAUGUGGCAAUUGGAGUUCUCGAGUGCUCUAAUCUCAUUAUAUGGGAAGCAAUGGUAAAUUUUGCUUAGUCUUUGGUUGUAUUCAGUUGAUCUUGUUCAACUUGUCAUUUUCUCUCUUGCUCGAAGAUUUCUUACAUUUUAUAAAUUAACAUGAUUAUCUCUCGUUUCAACUCCUUUAUAACAUAACUCAAAUAACUAUAUGAUGCAA